This is a messenger RNA of Alosa sapidissima (American shad), 1807 nucleotides long. RefSeq names its product COP9 signalosome complex subunit 1-like. The record is from RefSeq and is a predicted model, not a curated record. The transcript is spliced from 14 exons. Gene Ontology annotation, cellular component: COP9 signalosome. The coding region runs from base 98 to 1555 and encodes 485 amino acids. Lineage: Eukaryota; Metazoa; Chordata; Actinopteri; Clupeiformes; Clupeidae.
AUAUGCUCUCUCAUGUGCGCAAGAUUGCCCCGGAUGUAUUUUGCGUGUGCUGCCUGUGCUCUGUGAUUCAACAACAGAGCGGAAAGACCGGUGAGAGAUGCCGCUACCCGUGCAAGUGUUUAAUUUUCAGGGGCCUGUUGAGCCCAUGCAGAUAGAUGGAGAUCCUCAGGACGACCAGCAAAAUGAGCCUCACAUUAACUAUGUUGUGGAGAAUCCCUCCCUGGACCUGGAGCAGUAUGCUUCGAGCUACGGAAGUUUGAUGCGGAUCGAGCGGCUGCAGUUUGUGGCCGAGCACUGUCCUCAGCUACGCACGGAGGCCCUGAAGCUGGCCCUGUCCUUCGUGCAGAGGACCUUCAAUGUGGACGUGUACGAGGAGCUGCACCGCAAACUCGUGGAGGCCAUCCGUGAAGGCCAGGCGACAGUGGAAGACGCGCCCGAGGGCAGUGGGGAGGACUUCCCGACGCUGGAUGCGGCCUGGGCCGAAUCCACCCGCAAGAAGGCCCUGCUGAAGCUGGAGAAGCUCGAUACUGACCUCAAGAACUACAAAGGCAACUCCAUCAAAGAGAGCAUCAGGAGGGGUCACGACGACCUGGGUGACCACUAUCUGGACUGUGGCGACCUCAGCAACGCCUUAAAGUGCUACUCCCGCGCCCGAGACUACUGCACCAGUGCCAAACACGUUGUCAAUAUGUGUCUGAACGUCAUCAAGGUCAGCGUUUACCUCCAGAACUGGUCACACGUCCUCAGCUACGUCACGAAGGCCGAGUCCACACCAGAAAUAGCCGAGCAAAGGGGAGAGAGAGAUGGCCAGGCAAUCUGCACCAAAUUAAAAUGUGCUGCAGGUCUGGCAGAGCUAGCCUCCCGGAAAUAUAAGCAAGCAGCCAAAUGCUUUCUGUCUGCAUCGUUUGAACACUGUGACUUUCCCGAGCUUCUUUCCCCUAGUAACGUAGCCGUAUAUGGUGGCUUAUGUGGCCUUGCCACCUUCGAUCGGCGCGAACUACAGAAGAAUGUCAUAUCAAGCAGCUCUUUUAAGUUAUUUUUAGAGCUGGAGCCGCAGGUUCGAGAAAUAAUCUUCACAUUUUACGAGUCAAAGUAUGCUUCCUGCCUGCAGAUAAUGGACACAGUAAGAGAUAAUCUGCUGUUGGAUAUGUACCUGGCACCGCAUGUCCCUGCACUUUAUGCCCAGAUCCGGAGCAGAGCCCUCAUACAGUACUUCAGCCCAUAUGUGUCUGCUGAUAUGGGGAAGAUGGCGGUGGCCUUCAACACGAGCCUGCCGGCGCUGGAGGACGAGCUGACCCGCCUCAUCCUGGACGGCACCAUCAGCGCCCGCAUCGACUCCCACAGCAAGAUCCUGCAUGCGCGUGACGUGGACCAGCGCAGCAGCACGUUUGAGCGCUCGCUGCAGACCGGCCGUGAGUUCCAGCGCCGCGCCACGGCAACCAUCCUCCGAGCGGCCGUCCUCCGCAACCAGAUCCACGUCAAGUGUCCCCCCAGAGAUGGAGGUCAGGAGCUGGGCGCGGCCAUCAGCCAGACGCGGGUCAGCACCAACGUGUGACCUCGACCCGACCCCGAUCCCCGAUGGAGGGAGGGGGAGCCCCCCCCCCCUCUCUCUCCAUCCGCCUGUCUCUCUCAGUGGCUCCCCCCACUUCAGCCAGAGCCUGGCUUGCUACCCUAAUCCAACUCUUCCUCCUCCUCUUCCUCCCCUCCUCCUCCUCCUCUUCUUUCCCUCCUCCUCCUCAUCUUCCUUUUCCUCCUCUUCUUUCCCUCCUCCUCCUCUCCUCCUCCUCUUCUUCCUCGUCUUCCUCCU